Pisolithus orientalis is the source of this 183-nucleotide messenger RNA. RefSeq lists its product as uncharacterized. NCBI's taxonomy places the organism in Eukaryota, Fungi, Basidiomycota, Agaricomycetes, Boletales, Pisolithaceae. The transcript has a single exon. The record is from RefSeq and is a predicted model, not a curated record. The annotation marks the transcript as partial.
ACUAAGCAUAUACAGCAGAAAUACCAUCAUGUACAGGAUGAUCUUGUAGCAAAUAAGGAAGCUGCUGUUUGGUAUGUCCCAACCAGAGACAUGGUAGCUGACAUCAUGACCAAGGCUCUUAUUCAUGAACAACAUUGGAAGUUCAUCAAGGCUAUGAGACUUCAAUUUUGCUUGAGUGGGAGU